AUGGCUUCCCCCAUUGAGUUUGAGAUCUCGCCAAACCCUCGUACCCGUGAGGAAAACCAAGAACGAGCGUUCAUUGCUGCCUCUCGGCGGAAAGAUCGGAGCCUCGAUGCCCGUCUAGAAUCGGCCAACCGUGCGUCUCAGCUGCACAAGCAGCGGACGGGCAAAGCACUCCUGAUUACUCGGGAGAUUGUCGAAAAAGAGGCCAUGUAUGAAGAAGUCGAUGAUCGCUACAAGGAGAAACUACAACGCAUGCUGGAAGCUCAGAAUUUGCAAAUCAACACCCAAUUCCAACAGAAUCUCCUCGCCACCUUGGCCAUGCGACCCGGCCUGCAGCAUCGCCGGGCCUCCAUGAUGGCACAGCGCGGCCCCAUGGACGGGGUGCGCAAAAUGAGCCUGGACCUUUCAAGCAUCCGCAGCUCCUUCUCGGAGGGCAUGCGUGGGAGCCCGAUCACUAGCCCCAUGGCCAUGAGCGGCAACCAGAGCUACGUGAUGUCGCCCUCGUACGACGGGAACUCACAUUCCCCGUCCUCAUUCCAUCCCAACGUGGUGCCCGCCUCGUCGGGUCCCAUGCCAUCCUACAUUGCCCAUCAGUCGACCCCCACAUGGCCCGCUCACAUCGGCCCGCAGCACGUUCGAUCGCCUUGGGCUGGCUUCAACCCUGGUGACAUGAACAUGCCGGUGCGCCAGUUCCGAGACCGUCUGGGUUCUGCACCGGUUAUUCCCGUGCACGCGAUCCCCUCCAGUGCCGCAUACCGACCGACGCCCAUGCCUCAACAUAGUCGCAACCGCUCCGAACCAGGCCAAACGCCUGCCCAACGGAUGCCGUCCCACACACCCUCCGUCGAGAACACUCCGAGGGUGGAGCCUCGCCUCGACGGCCUUCCCAAUGAAGCCUUGCCGACCACCUUUCCGACUCCCGAUCUCUGUCCCACCCCCAGCACGCCGCACUCGCCUACCUCCACCGCGAAACACAGCGACGUGGCCUUCGACACCCUGGAUCCCAAGGAAUCCGACUGUGUCUCCUUCUCGCAGCCGUUCCUGGACCAGGACUUCGUCGACUUCCAGGGCCUCUCGUUCUCCUUGGGUAGUAACCCGACCAUCCCCUCGUUCGACAACACGCUGCACCACCCGGAAACCGAAUGGAAGCCGGACGAGGUGGUCCAAAUGGACGACUGGCUCGUCGGUGCUUAA
Molecule: messenger RNA, 1191 nt
Organism: Aspergillus bombycis
Lineage: Eukaryota; Fungi; Ascomycota; Eurotiomycetes; Eurotiales; Aspergillaceae
Exons: 2
Coding region: 1-1191 (396 amino acids)
Source: RefSeq, a predicted model, not a curated record